This is a messenger RNA of Chrysochloris asiatica (Cape golden mole), 1386 nucleotides long. RefSeq names its product methyltransferase like 17 (gene METTL17). Gene Ontology annotation, biological process: translation. The transcript has 14 exons. Gene Ontology annotation, cellular component: mitochondrial small ribosomal subunit. The record is from RefSeq and is a predicted model, not a curated record. Lineage: Eukaryota; Metazoa; Chordata; Mammalia; Afrosoricida; Chrysochloridae. The coding region runs from base 1 to 1386 and encodes 461 amino acids. Gene Ontology annotation, molecular function: methyltransferase activity; structural constituent of ribosome.
AUGGCGACCGCGAGCGGACUCCGACUCCUGGUGAAUUUAGGCAGAUGGCACCGGGACAGAGGAGUAGUACCGCAGUCCCGGGCGCUCGCCGUCCUUGUACCCGGCGUCUCCCAGGUAGAUAACAAGUCCGAUUUUCUGGGGAAGAAGCCCCAUCGCCAGCACCCCGGCAUCCUGAAGCUCCCUCAUGUGCGACUGCCCCCGGCCCUGGCUAAUGCCGCGCAGUUACUGUUGCUGGGUAACUCAGCGUCCAAUGUGGAGAAGCAAGUGCAAGCACUGACCAAUUAUCUGUGGAGCCGACAUUUACCUGUAGAACCAGAGGAAUUGCAAAGACGAGCGGUGCAUCUGGAGAAAAAAAUCCUGGAAAACCCAGACCCAGUGCAGACAGAGGAGAAACUUCAUCAAGCUGUGCUGAGUGCCCUCUGUAGGACUACCUACCAUUGGCAGAAACUGAGCUACAAUGAGGGACUGAGUCUGGUGUAUAUGGCAGCAAGACUGGACGGUGGCUUUGCAGCGGUCUCCAGGGCAUUCCAUGAGAUCCGGGCUCGGAUUCCAGAGUUCCAGCCACAAACUUUGAUGGACUUUGGCUCGGGUACUGGUUCUGUCACCUGGGCUGCUCAUAAUACUUGGGGCCAGAGUCUACGUGAAUAUAUGUGUGUGGACAGCUCAGCUGCUAUGUUGGAUUUAGCAGAAAGGCUACUGAAAGCUGGUUCAGAAUCUGAGGAGCCUUAUAUUCCAGGUGUUUUUUUCAGGCAGUUUCUCCCUGUCUCACCCAAGGUACAAUUUGAUGUGGUGGUAUCAGCUUUUUCCCUAAGUGAACUUCCCAGUAAAGCUGACCGCAAUGAAGUAGUUCAAACUUUGUGGCGCAAAACAAGUCAUUUUCUGAUACUGGUGGAGAAUGGAACAAAGGCUGGACACCGCCUUCUCAUGGAUGCCAGGGACCUAGUCCUUCAGGGAAAAGAGAAGUCACCUGUGGACCCUCAAUCUGGUUUUGUCUUUGCUCCAUGUCCCCAUGAACUUCCUUGUCCCCAGUCGACAGCUUCUAAGCCCCUGGCCUGCAGCUUCUCCCAGCCUUACCAUCCCAUCCCCUUCAGCUGGAACAAGAAUCCAAGGGAAGAGAGGUUCUCUCUAGUGAUCCUUGCUCGUGGCCUUCCAGAGGCAGCUCAUCGCUGGCCUCGCAUCACUCAGCCUGUUCUUAAACGGCCACGUCAUGUGCAUUGUCACCUGUGCUGUGCAGAUGGGCAUAUGCAGCAUGCAGUGAUCACUGCCCGCCGGCAUGGCAGGGAUUUGUAUCGCUGUGCCCGGGUGAGCUCCUGGGGAGAUCUUUUACCUAUAAUCACUCCGUCUGAACUUCCUCCAUCCCCUGCUCAGGAUCCCCCUGAGAGUUGA